AUGACUUUUCUCGUGGGGAGGGCUUUGACCUACGCUAUCACAGCCACAGCUGGCAGUGGCUUCUUACUAUUUGGUUAUGAUCAAGGGGUGAUGUCCAGUCUGUUGACUGGAGACGCCUUCAUUGCCACGUUCCCAGAGAUUGAUACCACGAAGGGGGGACAUGGUAGCUCUUCGCUGCAGGGUACAGUUGUUGCCAUCUACGAAAUUGGAUGCUUCUUGGGUGCAAUUGUUUCCUUACUGGUUGGUGAGCGCCUCGGUCGACGCAAGUGCAUCAUGGCGGGAUGCAUUGUCCUCAGUAUCGGUGCUGCUCUUCAGUGCAGCGCUUACAGUAUCCCUCAUCUCAUCGUCGGUCGAAUUGUCGCCGGUGUUGGAAACGGUCUGAAUACAAGUACCAUUCCGGUCUGGCACUCCGAGAUGAGCAAGGCAGCCAGUCGAGGCAAGGGGUUGGCCAUUGAGCUCGCUAUCAAUAUCUUUGGUGUCAUGUUAUCAUACUGGGUUGAUUACGGCAUGAGCUAUGUCAAGAACGAAGCCCAAUUCCGCUUCCCUAUUGCGCUGCAAAUUCUUUUCGCGAUCUUCACUUUCAUCGGAGUGCUUUGUCUUCCCGAAUCUCCUCGAUGGCUCAUCCAACACGGCGAAGAAAGCAAAGCCCGUCAUAUCAUCUGGGCGCUGCAGGACAAUGCCCGCGAGAUUGAUCACGAUGAUCCCGUUGUUGUCACGGACGUGAAUGAGAUCACACGUGCAGUUCAUGAGGAACAAGAAGCUUCAUCUGGUGGAUCGUUCAAACUUCUCUUCCAAAAUAACAAGCAGCGAUUCAUGUACCGAACCCUUCUUGGAAUGGGUGGUCAAGCUAUGCAACAAUUAUCUGGAAUUAACCUGAUCACUUAUUAUGCGACUGUCAUCUUUGAGCAAUCUGUUGGAAUGUCUCAUCAUACCGCACUACUAUUGGCAGGUUUUAACGGUAUCGCGUACUUCUUCUCAUCUUUGGUCCCCAUUUGGACAAUCGAACGUCUCGGUCGUCGCAAGCUCAUGAUGUUUGCAGUUCUUGGGCAGGGCUGCUGCAUGGCUAUCCUAGCAGGCACAAUUUGGGAUGGUGGGAAAUCAGCUGGUCUGGUUGCCACGGUCAUGCUAUUUGUGUUCAACUUCUUCUUUGCAGUUGGCCUACUUGCCAUUCCUUGGUUGCUUCCUGCAGAGUACUCUCCACUUGCGAUUCGCACGCGAUCCGCCGCUAUGGCCACCGCGACAAACUGGAUUUGCACAUUCCUUGUCGUGGAAAUUGUACCAGUCAGCAUCUCAAACAUUGGAUACAAGACCUACAUCUAUUUUGCCGUCUUCAACUUUUGCUUCUUCCCCCUUAUCUACCUGUUUUACCCCGAAACCCAGAAUCUCACCCUUGAACAAGUUGACUUGUUGUUCACCAAUGAGAAGGUUCUUCUCCACUGGGAUUCAUCUCUGGGCAUCGCAGGUGACGUGAAUACACGCGUUGGAAACGCCACCGCCAAAGAUCUCGAGAGCGUAAAUGCUCAACAUGUUGAGUGA
Messenger RNA from Penicillium olsonii, 1536 nucleotides. Lineage: Eukaryota; Fungi; Ascomycota; Eurotiomycetes; Eurotiales; Aspergillaceae. The record is from the annotation of a GenBank genome assembly.